Tachysurus vachellii is the source of this 4612-nucleotide messenger RNA. RefSeq lists its product as uncharacterized. The coding region runs from base 3416 to 4114 and encodes 232 amino acids. Lineage: Eukaryota; Metazoa; Chordata; Actinopteri; Siluriformes; Bagridae. The transcript is spliced from 5 exons. The record is from RefSeq and is a predicted model, not a curated record.
GAAGACAUGAAGCUCAACAUGUAUGUAAACUUAUUAGGCAAACCUUUUCUGUUUUCCAGCUUUCACAUAACCAACAAUGUGGACUGAUAGGAUGUUAGUGACUGUUGUUCCUUGCAAUAUGACCUCUAUAUUUUUUAUCUUUAAGUUCAGACAGUCACCCCUGUCCUCUAGAAGUUGAUGUUCCUGACUGUUGGGUUUGUUGAGCUAAAGUACAUUCUGUCAUCAGCUGCUGUUCUUUUCUUUUUUUUUAUUGUUUUAUUGUUCAUGCCCAAUACUUUUGCAGUGCCUUUUUUGUUAAUUUUUCCACUUUUCUCAUCUUCAAAAUGACCGGAUGAUUCUCCUGUCUUCGUUAUUUAUUUACGUUACAAUGAGAGGAGCAAACGUGUUGGAUCUUGUUUACACAUGCAUCCCCCUGCAUACUCUCAGCAUUCUUCACAAGCAUUCCUCAGCAUCCCUCAACAACUUCCAGCUUUUCUCCCUCUUCCAGCUCGGGAACACCACCAUUCUGAGCACUGGAGCCCCUCAAGGCUGUGUGCCCAGUCCACUGCUGUUCACUGUUUUAAGCUUAAAGAAACAAAGCCAUAAAAUUAAGUCUUUGGCACCAUUACAGAUGUACAUUAAUUGAAAUGGUUUCCUGUAACCACUGUCCCUUAGACACAUAACAUCGUAAACAAUUUAACUUGUAAUAUCCCUUUCCCUAUGGCUGAGAAAUGUUAGGGUUCAGUACAUUCACAACCAAGGCCCUCAGUACUCUUAUCACAUCCAUAUCUCCUGAUAAAAUGCUAUUAAUGCAUGCCUUUCUUCCAUUCUUUUAUCUGCUUAACCGUCAUCAGAAAACCAGAUAGCCCAUACUGCAUUUCUUUAAUAAACUAGUUUCAAUUAUAACCAAUAAUAUCAAAGACAUAAUUAAUCCUUUAUUUUAAAGUGAAAUAGUAAUUUAACGCAAGUUCUGUCUGAGAUGUGGAUUAUGAAAGAUUAAAAUGCCAUCGCAGUUUAGAAAUGUUUUUUGCUGUGUAUGAUGUGAAUGGCUAUUAGAAAAUAUGUUCAACUUCCUUGUGUAAAACGGUACAGACAGGGUGCAUGCAGCAUGAAGAUCUGUUUAAAAGUAUUAUUGUAGGUGUAAACACAUGCAAUGAAACAUCACACAAACUUUGACAAUGAAAAGCAAACAAGUCGAAUGCUUCAGCAUAUAACACCAUAAUCCAUAUUGUGUGUGAACAAUAUAUACAAAAUGUUGAUCUUCAUUAAGUCCUCAUUCACAAUUCCAUACUGUACCUCUGAGUCUGUGAUGGAGACAGACGAGCUCAAACUUAAUCAGUACAGCUUUCUCACUAAAAUUAGCUUGUUCUUAAGUAUUGCUGUUAUACAACAGUUUUAUAAAUGAGAAAUUAAUAAUAUAGAGCGACUGACAGUUCUGACACCUUGUGGCCAAAUGUAAUUUUUGCUCUGAGAACAGAAAUAGAUCUCAAGGAAGUCACACUCACUGAUCGUCCUGUCACCUAGCUGGCUAGCGCACAGUAUUUUGUGUAUUUCCAUUAAAGAUCUCUGCUGAUACUGGUUUCUCUUCUAACUUUUUAUGCUCAGCUAACAGAGUUUUUUACGGUAGUUAGACAUUUGUAGAGAGACCACCUGAGGGUUUGAUCUUCUAUGCAUGCUGAGACGCAUAGAAAAUCCCCUUCCUGACAGUUUAAAGUUGGGGUGCACAAUGUUUGAAAGCCAAUAUUGACGCAACUAUUAUGGCGGAACCUGCUGGGGCAGCUGGCCGAUGGUAUAUUUUUAUCAAUAAAUGAAUUCAAUGAGUAAUACUAUGGUAAUACAAAUGUGGUUUUGUAGUGCUGUGUAUUGUACCGUGAAAGGUUUAGCUCCGUUUAACAUGGAAGACGUUCAGUUCUCUCCAGCGCUGGAACGCUGAUCCUAUAUUAACACGGGUCCUACUUCUUGCUUUAUAGUCUUUUUUCGCUUUUCAUUUUAUCUGCCAUGUCCAUGUUUCAAUCGAUUUCUGCUAAUGUCACACAUGCGCACUGAACACUCUCUCUGCCGCAUAUUGACAAGACAUGCCCCUUUAGUUUGUCGGCCCGACUCAGUUUUCUGAAGCAUUUCUCAAGCAACGUACACCCCAUCCAUGUACACCCAAACCAACAUGCCUGACCGCUGACCCCUCUUAUCAACAAGGUGUUUCCACACACAGAGAGCUAUUGCUCGCUAAUUUUUUUUUUCAUCCCAUUCUGUGUAAAUUUAUAAAAAGAAUAAAAUUUGCAACUGUUUAUUGAUUAAGGAACAUUAUUAUAUGAGGAACAUACUGAAUCAGUCAUUAAUAGUAACUGAUUAUAAUUAUUUUGUGUCAUUGAGUGUACAUUGAGUGUUAUUGUGGGAAUAAUUCUGUCCUCUUUUGCAUAACUGAGUCACUGAGCUCUCUGAUUCUGAGAUGCUGCAUAUCACACUCAAAUUGUGACUAAAUGUAAAUUAAGUCUUCAUUUCAACAAUUAAAUAUUUUUUUUUAUAUGCACACAUACAAUAUAUUGUUGUUAAUGUUGUUAGAGUGUUAACCAUGUUAAUAAUGUUGUUAAGAGUGUAACGUUUAAAUAGGUUUAAUGCCCAGCUCCUCUGUGCUGUUGAAACUCCCUGCUACUGGGAGUAAAAUAUUUCUGUUAAACUAAGGCUUCAGUCACAGUGUAUAGACCGCACACCUGCAACCAUUAAACUAAAGUGAAUGGAUUAAUGCAAAGGUUAUGUUAUUUUUACCACAAUAAGUUCUCUGAAAUGUUUUACUCUUGUAACACCACAAUUUCUCAUAUCAUUCAGAUAAUAAACAACAAAUCUUCUCUGUUUAUACUCAUGAUAAAUUUUCAUGAAACACAACUUGGUGUUUGAGGAAAAACUCUUCUGUGCUAAGACUUGCCUGUGUCAGUGACUUUUCCCCCUUGUGUAUUCACAAAGUAUUUACCCCUGUGGUGUAUUACAUACGUUAGCUUCGUAAGCUUCGGCCCCUACAUCUGUAAGCUUCUCCUUACAGAAAAGUUACAAUCACACACAUUUGUUAAUUUGUUUAUUAUUAGCCUUAGGCUAUAUGAAGCGUUUACUAUACUAGUCCCUGUGAAUGAGCUGUUACUGUAGGAAUGAUUUAUAUUACAGUGAGGACUUCUGUCUGAUCUGCUGCUGUUAGAGAACAUGACUGUACACCUUCUGGUCUGGGAAUCUAACUGUGAUGUCAUACAUGAAUUAAUCUGACAUUAAUGUGACUGAUGUUAGAGUGAGUUUUGAAGUGGGGAUGAGGAAGGAAAAGAGUAGCUGUGGUUAUAACUAUAUUGUAGACUUCCGCACACUUCUGCAUCUGAACUUGAACAGAAGUGUUUCCUGACUUAAUCACACUUACUGCAGUGUGUCUCGAGCGUCUGGACAUCGUUCAUCUGUCAGCAUGAGGAUCUUAGUGCUUCAGUUUUAUCUACUUGUGUUCUGUGGAGCUGCUGAAUGUUUCACAGAGAAGUCUGUAGAUUUGGGACAAAAUGUGACUGUAGCAUGUGAAGUAUCAGUAAAUAAUGUGUACUGGUUCCUGAUGAAGGCGUCAGAACCUCCAGUGUUUAUAUUACGCUCUUUCUUCAGUAUUUCCCUAACAGCAGAUUACAGUAACACAACCUUCAACAAGAGAUUCUCACUGCAGUAUAACAGCAGUUUAUUUAUACACAAUAUCAGUACUAAUGAAUUAGGAGUCUAUUAUUGUAUUUAUACUCAAAAAGGUUCAUCUCCAAACAUCAGCCGUGGAAUCAGACUUUACAUCCAGAGUCACUCAGCUGAGAAUCAGACAUGUAACACUGAGUGUCUGCAGAAUCAGACAGGCGCCGUAUCUACAGGAUCCGGGGUCCAGACGAGUCUCAUCAUCUCAGUAAUAAUGAACUGUGUUCUGGUCAUUACAGGUGUCACAGUCUUUACAGUUCAGCGCUGCAGAAGAUCUCCAAAAACUCAGACACAACCUCCUGGUUCAUCACAGCAGCAACAAGACAACAGCAACCUCGUGUACUCUGAGGUGCAGUUCCCCAUGACGACCAGACCCACCAGGACGUCUGACCAGGACUGCACGUACGCUCGUGUAAAACCCCGAACACGUGACCCGGCGUGACCCCACAGACUACACAUUUCAUCACACUGUAUCUAGAGAAAAAAGACCCAUUUCUGCAGCUACUGAUUAUAUAUAGUUGUCAUUAUCGUCUCUCUGGCUAAGCGAUUUCCCAUAAUGCCCUGACAGUGUUCAGAGGUACAGACGUUUUGAUCAUUUCUGACCUCAGUGCACUCGAGCUACCAAGUGGUUGGAAACUUCUCUAUACCAUCUAACCACCAUGAGCCCUGUGCAUCUAUCUACAACCUGCAGAGUCAGUGUUAUAGAUUUAACAAGUAAAUGUAGUGGAACUCGUUUAAACAUAUGAUGAUUUUUUUUUUUUGUUGCAUUAACUGGUGAAGUUGUGAGCUGAACUCGGUCUCGAGGAGACGGAGAUGAAAUCCUGAGGCUCUUUGUUUUUCCCCUAGUGAGAUAUUAGAAAUGACACGUUAUGACCUUUAGUUCAAUGCUACAUUUAUGUAACUUUUUUUAAGUGCAAUAAACUGUUAUAAAAUACCUUUA